Nicrophorus vespilloides is the source of this 2060-nucleotide messenger RNA. RefSeq names its product RNA-binding protein 28-like. NCBI's taxonomy places the organism in Eukaryota, Metazoa, Arthropoda, Insecta, Coleoptera, Silphidae. The record is from RefSeq and is a predicted model, not a curated record. Bases 91 to 1980 code for a protein of 629 amino acids. The transcript has 4 exons. Gene Ontology annotation, molecular function: RNA binding.
UGCAGUUAUGCCCAUAUGUAGUUUAGACAUAACUUGACAUAACCUAUCUGUUUGUUGAUACAUGAGGAUUUAUUAUUUAUUUAAUUAACCAUGGUGCAUGUCAGCGCGGCUCAGCGGAAAGAGCAAUUUAAAGCCAAGCUACGGCUGGAACAGAAAGAGACCAAAGUUAAGUUGCAGGAGAAGAGAGCACGUCUAAUUGUUAAGAACAUCUCUUUCAAGUCGACAGAGGAGAAUCUUAAAAAGCAUUUUGAACAGUAUGGAGAAGUAAGUGAGGUCAACAUCCUGAAGAAAGCUGAUGGUAAAAUGGUUGGAUGCUGUUUCAUACAAUAUGAUACAGUGCAGAAUGCUCAUAAAGCACAGUUUCAUACAAAUGAUAAACCAUUUUUGGGCAGACCUGUUAAAGUAGACUUUGCCAUGUCAAAGGAUUUUUAUGAGAACCACAAGAGGAAAAUGAACAGAAAAGAGUUUAACAGGGAGUUUGAAAAAAAACAUUUCAACAGUGGUAAAGACAAUAUGGAUAGUGUUGCUGAAGAUAAUAAGGAUAAUAUUGAAAUCAAGGAGGAAGAGAUGGAUGAGGAACCUUGUCAGAUCAGUGAUGAUGAACAAAUGGAUGAUGAUGAAAAAGAGGUUGAUGAGGAUGAAGACGACGAUGAUGAUGAAGACGUUGACGACGAUGAUGACGAUGAAGACAAUGAUGAUGAUGAAGCCGACGAUGAUGAUGAAGACGACGAUGAUGAUGAUGAAAACGACGAUGAUGAUGAUGAAGACAACGAUAAUGAUGAUGAAGAUAUGAAGUCUAAAAAAAUUAAAGAUGAAAAGAAGCCAAAAAUAAAAGUAGAAUCAAAUGAUGUCACAGAGGGUAAAACAGUUUUCAUUAAGAAUUUGCCUUUUGAAGCUACAAAUGAGAACUUGAAGGAAUGUAUGUCACAAUAUGGGCCAACUGUCUAUGCUGUUAUAUGCAUGGACCCAAAGACGCAACAUCCAAAAGGAACGGGAUUCGUCAAAUUUGAUAAAAAGGAAGAUGCGACGAAAUGCUUGCAGGCGGGUACAGAACUGCAAUUAUUGGGAACGAUUCUGGACACGCAUCCUGCGUUGAGCAGGAACGAUAUCCUAGAUAAGAAGAACAAUAAGAAGGAUGUGAAGGACACGAGGAAUUUGUAUUUGGUUAAGGAAGGAGUUAUCAUGGCCGGAACGAAGGCUGCUCAAGGAGUAUCAAACAGCGAUAUGCAGAGGAGGAUAAAAUUGGAGCAGUUCAAGACGCAGAUGCUGAAGAAGUUGACUAUGUACGUGUCGCCGAACAGGAUAAUUGUUUAUAAUUUACCAACGAACUGGGACGACACGAAGUUGCGUGCACUAAUGAAAAAGCACGCCGGGGAAAAGGCUGUGAUCAAAGAAGCGCGCGUAAUGCGCGAUAAGAAGACACUCGACGAGAAAGGUGCAGGCAUUUCGAAAGAGUACGGUUUCGUGACUUUCACCACGCACGAGCACGCUCUGAAUGCUCUCAGAUCCAUCAACAACAACCCGAGCAUAUUCACGUCCAACAAGAGACCAAUCGUAUGUUUCUCUAUAGAGAAUAAAGUGAUGCUCCAGAUUAAGGAAAAGCGUACUAACAAAUCGAAGAAGACGAACCCACUCUCCAAGGAGUUCGAUCCGAGCGUGAAAAAGAAGGUGGAGAUCGUUCAGGGUGGAGACUUUGCUGGUAUGACCGCAACGCAGGGCAGCAAGAAGUGGCUCAGCGGAAGGGCCAUGCAAGGGCAGGCCAAGAUGCACCACGAGAACGUCAAGGUUGCAAAGAAGAAUCAGAAAAUCGACAUGAUCAAAAAGACGGCGCGCGCGAGUCGCGUGAACAAAGGUAUGGUCCAGAAACCCAAAUUCGUGAAGGACGAUAAAGUCUCAAAAAUGGUAAACAGGUAUAAGAAAUCGUUCCAUGGAUCCAAAUCCAAUAAAGGCAAAGAGGUGAAAAAGAAAUGGUAUGAGUAAUAAAGCGACGAUACAUAAACACACAAACAAUUUUUUCAUUUUCAUUUAACUCUAUCAAACGUAUUAACUAAUACUUAAGU